Dreissena polymorpha is the source of this 1390-nucleotide messenger RNA. RefSeq lists its product as uncharacterized. Bases 145 to 471 code for a protein of 108 amino acids. Lineage: Eukaryota; Metazoa; Mollusca; Bivalvia; Myida; Dreissenidae. The transcript has 3 exons. The record is from RefSeq and is a predicted model, not a curated record.
UGCUGGGGUCUGUCAGAAUACAGAAUGUACUACAUACUUGUAUAUUUAAGGACUCUAGCCCUCUAAAUCCGUAACUACCCAUGGUAGCUAUUCUUUCAGAUGAAACGCGAAAGGUAGAGGUGAACGAAGAGAUAGGUGGCACUGAUGCGGACACCCCCAAGUACACCUAGCAAUAGUACACCUAGCAAUAGUACACGUAGCAAGAACAGAUGCUACUUGAUUGCUUUGACCAAUGCCAUUGUUACCAUAGUACUGGCGGGAGCGACAUUUGCUGUGGUGUACUUCUUAAAAAUCAAGUCUUCAAAGCUUCUGGUUGUUGAACCAGACUGCACAUUUAACGUUGGGCAACCCGGAAAUUUCCCGUUUGAGGUGUUCAAUAUGACAGACUGGACAGAGCUGUACAUCUCCCAGAAAUUCACAGUACCAGUCGCAUCGGCCAACAGAACCAGGCCCAAUAUGGAGAUAGUAUAGACGCACGGACACACAUCGGUCCUCAAUACAACAGAACUCUCUAACCAGUCGGAAGCACGACGUUGUUCUCUCGAGCUGCCCGAAGCCAAUCUCGCGUUCGCUCGUAAAUGUUUGGAUCAAUCUUGUCACACACAAAAUAAAAACGAACAUUUUGUAUCUCGUUUAAUAUAGUUACCAGACUAUACCUAGCGGUGAAAUUGUGGCUAUUGAUAUAACACGGCCGUUAAUCACGGGCGCCACCGCUUUUUUGUGAUGCAUUGAUAAAUAAGCAAACUCUACUUCCGAGGUGGCGCUAAAUACCGUUUAUUUUUAACUUUCGCGGAUACGUCUACAGGGUGAGCAGAAUUUAUAUGUUUUUUUAAAACACAUUUCGCAUUAUUUUGAAAUCGGACAAUGUAGUGCGAUUCAGCAAAGAUUUAUUUAUCCACACAUUUGAAAACGUGGAGACAUUUAUAAGUUGUGGAAUGGUUAAGUUUUUAAAAGUAAAUCGAUGUAUUUUGCCUCUGUGACGAGAAAAUUUCCAUCCAAUGAAACUGCUAUCGACAUCAAACCAUCGCGUCGAACGUGUACAAGUUGUAGCCUGUAGAAAAACAUUGGUGGCUUGACGAUCUAAUAGAUAAUUUUGCAUUCAUCCAUUAGAGAUGGAGCCAAUGCCAAGGAGGUGGCGCUAAUGACAGGAGGUGGCGUCUUGGCACAUUUUAAGUUAUUAUAAUUUUUGUUGCCGACCAUACACUUUGUGUGUGGUAUCCCAGGUUGAGUUUUCGAUAUGUGUUUCUUAACUCGAUCAUAGUAAAAUAUAAUUAAAAGCAGUCUAGAUUAUUAUGAAGAAACAUUUGAUGCAAAGAGAUUUGGAAGAAUUCUGUUUUUGAAUAUACUAUAAAACUGGAAAGUAACUUGAGUAUUAUACAAAUUUUAACGA